CGGGGCGCCUUGGGGGGGCGGGGCCCCGCGAUCCUACCCCCCCCAACUUGCCGCGCCGGGCGCGCGGGGCCGCGCCGCGACGGACCGACGGCUCGGCUGGGCUCGGCUUGGCUAAGCUCGGCUCGGCUCCGCACCGGCCCCACGCGGGAAGGAGGAAGGGGCGCGCAGCCCCGCCCCGGGCCGCGGCCCCCUUUGCGGUCGGAGAGGCGUGCAGCACUGGGCCCUGCGAUGCCGUUUGGCUGCGUGACGCUGGGAGAAAAGAAAGAUUAUAACCAGCCGUCCGAGGUGACUGACAGAUAUGACCUGGGCCAGGUCAUCAAAACGGAGGAGUUCUGUGAAAUCUUCCGGGCCAAGGAGAAGACGACGGGGAAGCUGUACACCUGCAAGAAAUUUUUGAAGCGGGACGGGCGAAAAGUGCGGAAGGCAGCCAAAAAUGAGAUAAUAAUCCUCAAAAUGGUGAAACAUCCCAACAUCCUGCAGCUGGUGGAUGUCUACAUCACCCGCAAGGAGUAUUUCAUCUUCCUGGAGCUGGCCACCGGCCGGGAGGUCUUUGACUGGAUCCUGGACCAGGGCUACUACUCAGAGAGGGACACCAGCAAUGUCAUCCGGCAGGUGCUGGAGGCUGUUGCCUAUCUGCACUCACUCAAGAUCGUCCACAGGAACCUCAAGCUGGAGAACCUGGUGUAUUAUAACCGCCUGAAGAACUCCAAGAUCGUCAUCAGCGACUUCCACCUGGCCAAGCUGGAGAAUGGGCUCAUUAAGGAGCCCUGCGGCACCCCUGAGUACCUGGCUCCGGAGGUGGUGGGGCGGCAGCGGUACGGGCGGCCAGUGGACUGCUGGGCCAUUGGCGUCAUCAUGUACAUCCUCCUCUCGGGGAACCCCCCCUUCUAUGAGGAGGCAGACGAGGAUGACUAUGAGAACCAUGACAAGAACCUCUUCCGCAAAAUCCUGGCUGGGGACUAUGAGUUUGACCCGCCAUACUGGGACGACAUCUCACAGGCGGCCAAGGAGCUGGUGACACGCCUGAUGGAGGUGGAGCAGGACCAGCGGAUCACGGCGGAGGAGGCCAUCUCCCAUGAGUGGAUCUCUGGCAAUGCUGCCUCCGACAAGAACAUCAAGGACGGUGUCUGCGCCCAGAUCGAGAAGAACUUUGCUCGGGCCAAGUGGAAGAAAGCUGUGCGAGUGACCACACUUAUGAAACGCCUGCGGGCCCCCGAGCAGACAGAGACGCCCCCGGCCAGCACCGCUGCCACCACCGCUGCCACUGCCGCUGCCACCACCACCACCGCUGCCGCCACGGAUACCGCGGCCCCUGCCACGCCGCUCGCCACCGAGCAGCCCCCGGCCUCUGCCACGCCGCCCGCUGCCACGUGUAACGGGGACGGUGCUGCCGCCGCUGCCACCACCGAGGCCCCCAGCGAGCAGACGGGCUGAGCGGUGGCAGCCCCCGCGCCCCCCUCUGUACAUAGUCCCCGGCACGGUGUCCCCCCCACCCCUCGCCUGCCGCCCCCUUUUCUACGUGCCCCGACGGAGAGUCGGCCGCGGGGCAGAGCCCUGCAUGGAGCCCGUCCUCCCCGGACCCCCAGCCCCUCCUGGCCCCCUCGGUGGCUUUGCCGGUCGGUCUGUUCCGCCCCCCUGCUCUCUCAGUCUGUCCCCCGCCACCGUCCCCCCCAGGGAUGCUCAGGGAUACGGGGCAGCCCCCCCGGACGCAUGCCCCGUGGGGCUGGGGGGUGUUGUGCGGAGCCGCCCAGGACACGUGUGCAUGCACGGGACGGCGGGUGGUGCCGCGCGGGACGGCGGAGGUGCCCCAGUGGGCAGAGCACCUGGCAGCCCCUCUCCCACCCGGGCCUCUGGGGGGUGCGUUGCAGCGGGAGGGGGAGCAUGGGGGCCCCCCCCGCCCGGGGGGACCCACACGGCCCCCAACGCCUUGUGUCUGCAGGAUCCCAAACGACCCCCCCGUGCCUCCCUCCGGUCCCCGCUUCCCUCCCCGCAGCUGCAUGCCUGCAGGGCCGGCUCUGCCCGCGGCUGCCGCCGGCGCCCCGUGCGCCCUGUGCCCCCGCACUGUAUCUCUGGCAAAUAAAGACCCCGCUGAGGACAAACUGA
This is a messenger RNA of Columba livia (rock pigeon), 2103 nucleotides long. RefSeq names its product CaM kinase like vesicle associated (gene CAMKV). The record is from RefSeq and is a predicted model, not a curated record. Gene Ontology annotation, molecular function: calcium/calmodulin-dependent protein kinase activity; calmodulin binding; ATP binding. Gene Ontology annotation, biological process: peptidyl-serine phosphorylation. The transcript has 11 exons. Gene Ontology annotation, cellular component: intracellular anatomical structure. The coding region runs from base 229 to 1434 and encodes 401 amino acids. Lineage: Eukaryota; Metazoa; Chordata; Aves; Columbiformes; Columbidae.